AUGGGACACGGCACGGGCGGCGUGGCCCAGGGGGUCGGCCUCCUCCUCCCCUACGCCUCUCUCCUCUGCCCCCAGCGCAUAGUCGCGGCGCACGUCUCUUCCCCUCCCGCGUCCAUCCCGGCGGCGGUGACGACUUGCAGCGACCUCGCAACCCCCGGCUCCUCCAUCGAGGGAGGAAAUGGAGGAGGAGGGCACGAGAAGGCGGUGCUCUUCAGGCUGUUCGGCGUUGAGGUCAGCAGUGCAGAGGAGGAUGACGCAGGGCUCAUGGAGCUGAAGCAGAGCACCAGCAUGCCCAACCUCGCCUCCAUCAAACCCGAUUCUGCCGCCCAGCGAGUGAUUUGUGAGUGCAAAUUGAAACUGAGAAACUGUGUUGAAACUGAGAAACUGAGAAACUCCAAGCUUUCAUACACAGCUAUCAAGGGCCUACUGAAAUAUUGGCUCAUCAGAAACAGCACCAAGGAGGUGAUGUGUUUGGGAGAGUUGGAAGAGAUACUAGAAGCUACACAGCCUGCAGAGUUUCAGAAAUGCACGGUUCCUCUUUUCCGCCAGAUUGCAGGUUGUCUGAAUAAUUCUCACUUUCAGAAAAUUGUUCUUGGCAUGGCUGUCAAUCGUGGCUGCUACAUUGGUCAAAGCCAGAGCCUUAACAUCAGCAUGGGUCAAGUCAACUCGGGGAAGCUAACUUCACUGCACUUCCACGCCUGGUCCAAGGUUUGGAAAGCACAAGCCACCCCCAAAUGCAAGCUCUUCGCCUGGCUUGUCCUGCAUGGAAGAAUCCUCACGGUGGAAAACCUGGCAAUCCUGAAACUGUACUUGCAAAGGUGGGUUGGAGAGGAAAUUAUCGAUGCUCAAGCCAUGUGA
Triticum dicoccoides is the source of this 858-nucleotide messenger RNA. RefSeq lists its product as uncharacterized. Gene Ontology annotation, molecular function: protein phosphatase regulator activity. The record is from RefSeq and is a predicted model, not a curated record. NCBI's taxonomy places the organism in Eukaryota, Viridiplantae, Streptophyta, Magnoliopsida, Poales, Poaceae. Gene Ontology annotation, biological process: signal transduction. Bases 1 to 858 code for a protein of 285 amino acids. Gene Ontology annotation, cellular component: protein phosphatase type 2A complex. The transcript has 7 exons.